GUUUUGUUAUGUUCGGCUUGGAGAGGGGGCUCAAUGUGCUAGGGGCCGACAUAGAUGCGACACAAAUGUGACGAAACACAUGCCCAAGUUUUAACAAGUACCGCGAGUCCUACAUGGUGAUUAUGCCCAGCGCCGAGCCAGCUGUGCGAAGUUUAUCAGAAGUAGAGAAAUACCUCAACAGCCGGGACAGAAUGCAGACGGAGCGUAGCGGCGAGGGCGGCGUCUCGGGCGUCCCGUCCCCGCUGAGACGGGGCAGCUCGGAGAACAACCUGGACCUGGACCUGAGCGACGGGCCCUUCCCGGGCCACGGGAGCCUGGAGCGCAGCCGCUCGGGCCUGGACAGCCUGCAGCAGAAGAUCCUCAAGGUGACGGAGCAGCUGAAGAUCGAGCAGACGGCCCGCGACAACAACGUGGCCGACUACCUGAAGCUGGUCAACAGCGCCGACAAGCAGCAGGUGGGGCGCAUCAAGCAGGUGUUCGAGAAGAAGAACCAGAAGGCGGCGCAGAGCAUCGCCCAGAUGCAGAAGAAGUUGGAGCAGUACCACCGCAAGAUGAAGGACAGCGAGAGCCACGGCUCCUCCUCCUCGCCGUCCUCCUCCAAGCACAACAGCCUGCCGCGGGAGUCGGAGCCCUCCAAGGAUCUGCUGAGGAGCGGGAGCGGCCGGCACCCCGCGCUGGACAAGAUCAAGACCAUCGGCCCCGGCGUGUCCCUCUCGCCUCCGUUCUUCUUCAGUAAGCCCCGCGAGUUCGCCAACCUCAUCAGGAACAAGUUUGGUAGCGCCGAUAACAUCGCUCACCUGAAAACCACGCUGGACACGCCCUCGCCUUUCCACUCGGACGGCGCCGGGGGGCGGGGCCUAAGCGGGAGUGCCAACAUGGUGGCGAAGCAGCCCAAAUACCCCAGCGACGACGAGUGUUCCUCCGGCAGCGCCUCCAUAUCGGCCGACAGCAAUGGGAACUCGGCAGGGCUGCGCGUUGGAGGAGGUACAGGGGAGGCUGGCCAGGGCCAAGCCCAGGGACAAGGGCAGGAGGCUGGGGCAAAUGCCCAGGGAAGACUGGCCCUCAGCCUGGAGGAGUUGAGGGAGAUCCGAGAGGCCCAAAGCCAGCUGGAGGAGGACAUGGAGGAGCUAAAGUCCCAGUUUCAGAGAGACUUCGGUCUGAUCACCCAGUCAGUGCAGGAGGAAAAAUACAGGUACGAGCGUUUGGAGGACCAGCUUAAUGACCUCACAGAGCUUCACCAGCAUGAGACAGCCAACCUGAAGCAGGAGCUGGCCAGCAUUGAGGAGAGGGUGGCCUACCAGGCCUACGAGAGGGCCAGGGACAUCCAGGAGGCCCUGGAGUCGUGUCAGACGCGGGUCUCCAAGCUGGAGCUCCAGCAGCAGCAGCAGCAGACGGUGCAGCUGGAGAGCCGGGACGCCCGCGUCCUGCUGGGCAAGAGCAUCAACAUCAUGCUGGCCAUCGUCACCGUCAUCCUGGUGUGUGUCUCCACCGCCGCCAAGUUUGCCGCGCCCCUCAUGCGCAGCCGGCGCCACGUGAUGGCCACCUUCCUUGGCAUAUGUCUGCUGGCGCUCUUCUGGAGGAACUGGGAGCACCUGCAGUGCGUGGUCGAGAGGGUUCUGGUGCCACCCUGACGGGAAGGGGGGAAUGGGGUGUUUGCGCGGUCAAAACUAGGUUUAAACGCUAUCCAAACAGGUCACUUUCAUGAGCCUUUGACACGAUUGGUUGUACAAUCUUCAGAAGGCACAGUCUUCUCAAAGUCACAGAGGUUUACGGUUUACAGUACUUCACACUAUCUGCUUGGUGCUCUGCUUGGCACAGCUGCACUGAGAUAGUGAGCUGAGUACCAUCCACUACACACCGGACACAGAGAUUAGACCGCAGUAAGAAGGUAGACAUUUUGUUUAUUUGUCCCAUCGUUGUCAUUUUAAAGCUAAUCCUCAUUCCAUUUUAUCGUCCUCCAGGGCAUUGUGAGUCACCUUUUAGUUUUGUGUCUUAACUAUUGUAUUGGAUACGAUUUUUAGUGCAAUAUAUCCAAUUUCUUUUAGACCACUUGUUUUUAUUGUACUUUUAUUAUAUUUGUUUUAUAACCUUUCAUUGUGGAGUGAAAGGGCUAUAGCCAAGCCUUGUGUCAUUUCUGAAGACGUCCAGAUAUCCAUAUCCACUAAGACCACUGCGGGGGCAGAAGCAAGAGCUGGGCUAGCUCCAACCAGAAAAACUACAGAAAAACGUGUCCUUAAACAUACUGAUAUUGUUAGGGUUUCGCUACUUUUAAUCGAGCUUCUGUGAUAACGUACUGUAUAUGAAGGGGCGAAGGAAGACAACUGUUUACACUGUGAUUUGAGGCAUUAUGUUCUUUUACACUCCACGGAGAAACUGAUACUUUCUCUCACUUAGAAACGUGAGCAGCCUUAAAGACUUGUUAGAGGACGGAUACUGUAGAAUCCAGAAGGACACUGCUAAAUAAGAGGCUUACGAUGACGUCCACUAUCUGGAAUGGUAUGUGUGUUUGUUCGCAAGUCUGAAAAGCGGAAUGACCGGUCUUGUGUGAAGACUUAACGUGUAAAUAUGUUCCUUGUCUAACAUGAUUUUUUCUUGACCUUUCACAAUGUGAUUUGUGUGGCCUGUGUCACAGGAGGGUUCAUCAUGGUUUCAUUCCUGUAUGAAACCAUGCUAGUUCCUGUAUUGACACAUCUGACAGACAUCCCUGCAAUGCAUUAUGGGACCAUCUAAAAAAGAAUCUCCUCACAAUGCACAAUGUGACUUUCUUGUGUUUCCUCAUACAUCAUGUGCCUUUCUGUUACAAGUCUGUGAACAUUAAAUACUAUU
This is a messenger RNA of Osmerus eperlanus (European smelt), 2826 nucleotides long. Its product is annotated as transmembrane and coiled-coil domain protein 3-like. Gene Ontology annotation, cellular component: endomembrane system. NCBI's taxonomy places the organism in Eukaryota, Metazoa, Chordata, Actinopteri, Osmeriformes, Osmeridae. The transcript is spliced from 4 exons. The record is from RefSeq and is a predicted model, not a curated record. Bases 114 to 1631 code for a protein of 505 amino acids.